This is a messenger RNA of Helianthus annuus (common sunflower), 1305 nucleotides long. RefSeq lists its product as uncharacterized. NCBI's taxonomy places the organism in Eukaryota, Viridiplantae, Streptophyta, Magnoliopsida, Asterales, Asteraceae. The coding region runs from base 1 to 1305 and encodes 434 amino acids. The record is from RefSeq and is a predicted model, not a curated record. Gene Ontology annotation, molecular function: RNA binding. The transcript has a single exon.
AUGAAUGGUAGACAAGGAGAGCUUGAAGAUGGUGGCCCUUGGAAUAAUGUUCAAUACCGGAGAAACAGAAAAAGUAAAGGUGACGGUGUUGAGUGGACCUUUCUGAUUCAAAACCUGUCGGAUAAAGUUAACAGGAACAUCUUAUGGAGGGCAUUCCAGCAAUAUGGAUUUAUCUCGGAUGUCUACGUGGCGCGGAAAAGGGAUACUCGGGGGAGGUGUUUUGGAUUUGUCAGGUAUGUGGGGGUAGAACAUAUGAAGGAGACCCUAUCGUCGAUGAAUACUGUGAAAAUGUUUGGAAUGAAAGCCAUGGUGUCACUAGCAAAGUAUGAUAAAGACCAUAAUAAGUUCAACUAUUCCCCAGAUAGUUAUGGUCGGAGUGAAUGGCGUCCAAAAGAGUAUACCAACACUAACAAUAAUAAUACUGGUGGAACUAAUGUUCAAGGGAAUCCAUCCAUGAAGUCUCACCCUCCGGGUCCGACUUUUGCUGGGCCUGCAUUUGUUCAAAAUGGGACAUCAUAUGCUGACCGGGUUAGAGGUAACACCCAGGGGAAAAUUCAUGAGGCAAAGGUCGUCAUGGUGGAUGGUAAAGGAUCCCUUUAUCCGUUGUAUUGCAUCAAGAGGUCUAUUAUUGGCUAUGUGAAGGCGAUGCAACCUAUCAGUAAUAUUAGAAGAGCAUUGUCUGCUGAUGGGUUGGCUGAAGCUGGUCUGUCGUAUAUUGGGGGAGUGAUGUUCAUGAUUACGUGCAAUGAUAAGACGAGUGCUAAGGAUUUACUAGGUAAACACUCGGUUUUUUUUCAGAAGAUUUUUUCUAAGUUUUUCUUAUGGAAUGGAGAGGAUAUCCCGUCUGUUCGUCUGGUUAAUUUGUACAUUCUUGGUGUGCCGUUUAUUAUCCGGGAUGGUUUACUGUUUGAUAAGAUUGGCAGUCAGUUUGGCGAGGUGGUUCAAAAAUCAACAUUUUCUUGGCAGAACGAGGAUAACUCUAAUGGAUCGGUUAUGAUUGCUACUCCCUCCAUAUCAAAAAUCGAUGAGGUGGUGGUUCUAAAGUGGAAUGAGAAGACAAUCACGGCCCGGGUGGUGGAAUCCUGUGAACAGUGUUCAUUCAAUUGUGAUAGUGACUCUUUGAUGGAUUCCAGCGAUUCUGAACUAGAGUCUGAGUCGGAGGAAGAGGAAAGUCCGAUAGACAUGGAGGAUGUUGAAGAAGGUGAAAUUAGGGACAUCUUGUCUGGGGGCAGUCACAAUCAAAUCAAUGACGAUCAACCGGUUGCCGGGGAGAGUGAAUUGCCGGCCGGAGGAAAUGAAACGUAA